GUCCCAGAUUACUCCAAAAAAAAAUCCCGAUUGGCCUCUCGUCCUGCCCCCCGCCCCCACGCCACAGAUCCCAGCCCUCGCCGCCGCCGUCGCCGCCGCCGCCGAGUAGGUUGUUGCGCGCUGACGGCCACGCGCGGCGGGGGAGGUCGCCGCGUGUCUCGAAAUCGCAACUCCGGCCGUCUGCAAUUACCCCGGACGGCGGGGAGCCGCCGGCGCGGGCUGCGACCAGCUCACAAGUAACAAGCCUUACCGUUUUGCUGCUUGUGGAAGGAAGCUCCAGGUUACUGAUGCAAAUUAGAGGAUCUGACUCCUUAUUGGACAGACAUCGACUUAAAUUGGACUGGACAAUCAGCAAAGUGAAAUGGCAGAACCAUGGCCAUCGUAUUCAUCAUCAUCUCGUGGGAAAAAGAAGCGACCACGCUCUCCUAAUGACGAUGCCACAAGUUCACAAGGCAGAACCGAGAAUAGCACAAGCCUUGGUCAAUACUAAAUCAAGUGGGUCACUGCGUAUCACCACCAGCACCGCAUCAGAUAGAUGACUAUGAGUUAGUGUACUUAUGACCCCCUUACAGUGUCUCUUGUUCUUCUUUCUCAACGUUCAGGCCUGAUAAACUCAUAUGAUGUAUGCUGUAGUUUUUCAUUCAGUUAUGUACUCCUAGAAAAUUGCUUUUGUGGCAGCUAGCACAUGGCAGAAAUUGGCCAGCUGUAACAAGUCAAGAGAGGUUUCAUUUUUACAGAGCUUGCUGAGAACAAAAUGCUAUAUGUCGGGUCACCAUCUGCUACAGAUGCUCUCUCUCGUUGGCUUCAUUGCUUCUAGGACACAGCAGGUAGCAGAGGAUGGAUUGCCAUAGUUGAUGUAGCUGGAAACAGAGUUUCAUCGCCACUGUUGGUAUCUCACAUGGUUGCCACUGGUGGGGUCGAUUGUCAGUAGUUGCGGCUGUUGUUAUGAGAGAUUUAUAGCUCCAGUUGAUUAGCUUCUUUGGGGUGGGGCUGGAACAAGGUUAGGUACAGAGAGGAAUUAACAAUGGACUAUAGGCGUCUUGUGGCUUGCUGCGAAAUUGGGAACAUGAUUAGAGGCCCUGGAUGGACACACUAGCUCGGGCUCUGGAGAUUAUAUGGUUUUGGUGACCCAAAUGUGCAAGUCAGGAGAGCGGAGGACAACCUUAUAUUCAGUGAUACUCUGAUAGCUCUACAGUUGAUGCGCACACAAUUCCCAAAGCUAGAGAAGGUUGUAACACAGCCUUUCAUUUUACAGUCCCAAUUGUAUAGCAGCGUGAAGGACAGGACACAAGUUGAUAGAGAUUUGGAGUCACUGAAGAAAGACAGAGUACUCCGUGUAUUCAAACUCAAUACUGGGCAGGAUGACCAUGCAAUCAUGUUCAUGGAUGAUUAUCUGAAACAGAUGGAAUCUGCUGUCAGGAGGUCAAAGGGUAAAAACCAAGAUUGCAGUGAAGUGUUUGAGUGGUUUGAGAAAUAUGUUCUGCCUUCGAAAUUGGAUGUUAGCAUAGAUCACCUAGAGCUGGUAAGUUUCAGCCAUUGUUCACUGUUAUCAAAUGGGGGUGAUGCAAGAGAUAAACAUAUCACCUUAUUGAUGAAUGCUGGUCUCCUAACACGCCAACUAAUAGAUCCAAACAUGUACUGGUUUUCUAUUCCAAGUAUUGGCCCUAUCUUGAAAGGCCUAACCCAGGGGAGGAAGGAAGUUCUUUCGUUAUUGAACCGUCGGAAGUACAAGGAGAUGCUACUAUCUUCACUGGAGAAGACGAGGUUAAGAUUAUCACCUCUUGACGUGCGGUUCCACCUCCGCGAUCUGAUUGGGUCUGGUCAGAUAAAGACGGUUCAAACGGCCACUGGCUUACUUGCUCGCGUGUCAACAGAUUGAUAAAUACACCUUUGGAUAAAAAAAGGAAUCAACAGAUUCCGCUUCUUCUGAUAAGAAUAGUAUUUCCUGCUCAGGCAGCAAAAGUAGCCAGAGUUUAUUUUAUUGGUUCCUGCAUUCUUUAAGGUCAAUUAGUAGGGUGUAUUUUCUUUUCUGAGAGGUAUUAUGUUCUUGAUCUGAUUAAUGUUGUAUAGGAAUCAUGAUGAAAUACUAGAAAUUUUACGUACCGAAUGAAUUGUUUCCUGUGAAACGCAUGCAACAUAGUGUGGAAUCUCCAUGUAUUCAUGUGUAACAAAUGGGGCAACUGGCAUUUUUGCCCCAGAUGAUAUACGAUGAUGUUUAGACUGUUAGUGCUUUGCUAGAAGAGAAGAUCUAAGAAGAGCAUAUAGAAGGGAAAAUGGCCAUUUAUUCAGAACUGAUGUGCAUUUUGUACAACAGUGGUCACUUGCUAUUACCAAUUUCUAAUUUUGUGCA
Triticum urartu is the source of this 2350-nucleotide messenger RNA. The record is from RefSeq and is a predicted model, not a curated record. Lineage: Eukaryota; Viridiplantae; Streptophyta; Magnoliopsida; Poales; Poaceae.